CUGCUCUUCUUCUCCCCUGCAGCUCCCGAAAGCCCCCAAGCUGCCGACUUCCAUACUUGAAAGAAAAACCCGGUAGAAAGCUUGAAAUUUCUCCUUCUUUCUUGCUCAAUAACAAGUUUUAGGACUUAGAACUCUCUCUCUCAACCCAGAAAUUUCAGAUCUACUCGGUGUCUCUUCCUCUCUUGUCCGUCGGUUUCUGCUGGGUGUGAAUCCUUCGGCUUUUUCUGUUCCCGUGAGUUUCCCUCCAGGAUCCCGUCGGCUUCCUCACCAGCCAAGCUCGGUUUCUGCUGGGAAAAUUCUGGUAUAUUGACAGCUUCCCUUAAGUCCAAUUUCACCCAUUUAAUUGCUGAAAUCAUCCAUGUAAUUGCUGCCCCUGUACUGUUCAAAUUUCUGCCGAAAUAGGGGAAGAAAUUAGCAGCCUUUAAACGUGUUUUUUUUAGGCUUAGUUCAUGUAGAAAUAAACCUGUUUUGGCUUGAAAUUUAGCUGCUGUUCUGCGUGAAAAUCCUGCUGUUUUGCCAAAGAUUUUACUGUUCACGCGCACCAGUUACUGUUCACGCAGAAAAUUCUGCAAUUUGCUACUGUUUUCUGCUCCUUUUCAGUCCGUUUCUGCUCUGAAAAAUCUGAUGAAAUAUCCAUUUUUCUGGUCUUUUAGCUGGCUGUAGUUGAAUUCUGGAAAUAUCAGUUACUGUUUACAUGUACUGUUCACGGGGGCACUGUUCACGCACUGUUCACAAAUACUGUUCACGCACUAAUGGCCAACAAUUAACGGGGAUUUAAAUGUUUAAUUUGUAAUAUAAGAGCGAAUUUGGAGAUGUCUGGUAAUGUAGAGAUUGAUAGAAAUAGCAUUGUGAUUAUGGGUGAUCCUAAUGAAGUUUUCACUUUGAAUUUUUUAGCACUGAGAUCGAAUCUUCGGUUUUAUGCGAGUGAGGUAAGUAAAUUUAUGAUAAUGCCUGUAUAGUUUUUAAAAGCAUGUUUUGACUUGUUUUUGAAGUGGUGGUAGGACUAAACCUGUUUUAUGCAAAAGUAAGUAUGACUGAUUUGAAGUGAAAUUUUUAUGCUUUUUAUUAAAUUGAGCCUGCCUACUUGAAAUUUAAUUGUUUGUUCUGAUGAUUUAAAAGUGAUUGGUGAAUUAUGAUUUUUCUGUUAACUUCUACUUGUUUUGUCUCCGAUAUAGUCAUGUUAUUAGUGACCCUGCUAGUGGGGGUUAAACGCUAGCACAUGUUGAUAUGUUAUUGAUAGAGUCGGUUCGUUCGAGUGACCCUGCUAGUGGAGAUUAUACAACAGCAAAUAGUGUAGCUUGCCAAUGGGAGGUUUAUAACACUGGCUAUGACCUAUAGAGAAGACGUCUAUUUUAUUUCUGCACUAUAACCAUUUUUCGUGAUUACACUUGUUGGCAUGCUAUAAGUUCAAUAUGGUGCACUCCAUAUUUUACUUACUGAGUUUAUCUCAUAGUUUUUCCUUGUCCAUCAUUUCAGGAAGCGAAACUGAGGAUGGGGAAACCACGAGAAGUGACGAGUUAGGAGAUGUAGAGAAUUCGGGGAAGGGUAAGUGGUUAACGAAGAAGGUGACAACGCUACAUUUAUAAUGACUUUAAGUACAAGUGAAUCAACUGCAUUUUUAGCUAUUAUUGAUUCUUUUUGUUUACCUAGUAUUAAGGUAUUAAUCUUGUGAGACUUCAUCUUGUGUUAUGAUAAAGUGUAAAAUUAAUAAAUGGUUGUAUGAAAUAUUAAACUAAAUUUAUGGAAGCUUAUUGAACUUAGCCUUUUGUUGUUGAAGUUCAGCUUGUAUCAAUAACAUUGUAAUCUUUGUAAAAUGUGGCUUUGAAAGACACCAAAAACAAAUAAAUGUGGCUUUGGAAG
Molecule: messenger RNA, 1860 nt
Organism: Rubroshorea leprosula
Lineage: Eukaryota; Viridiplantae; Streptophyta; Magnoliopsida; Malvales; Dipterocarpaceae
Source: the annotation of a GenBank genome assembly